Molecule: messenger RNA, 3376 nt
Organism: Formica exsecta
Lineage: Eukaryota; Metazoa; Arthropoda; Insecta; Hymenoptera; Formicidae
Product: E3 ubiquitin-protein ligase RNF13-like
Exons: 9
Coding region: 1077-2435 (452 amino acids)
Cellular component (GO): cytoplasm; nucleoplasm
Source: RefSeq, a predicted model, not a curated record
UUAUUAUAUAAGUGACAUUUUGCAACCGUUGAUCUAUAGAAUAUUAUUCCCAGAGUCACUGUGACUAUCCAUUUGAUAGUCACGUAACUUUAUCCUGAGUUGCCAGUCUUUAAUAAAUUCCGUCAUUGAUAUCCGGAAUCUUAGUUAUAAUUCAAAGCUCUGUAUACCAAAUCCGCCUCGCCUACGCACGUAUACGAUAAUACGAUUGGUCUUGGUCGCAUCCUACGCAGUUCUAGACAUUUUCACGCACGUAUCAUUAGUCGUGACUGACAGCUCGCUUGAUCCGUCAGGUGAUUACGAUCUUUAGCUGACAUUGACCUGGCAAACAAACUAUUUUUAUUGAUGCCCGCUUGUCGUCAUAUCGUCGUCGUUCGCGUUCAUCAUUUGAUAACAUUAAUCGGGAAGUACAAUAUACUUAACCUCAAAACGAACGUCUGAUAAUGAGAUUUUCGUCGUGAAUGUGCGCGUCUCGUCUCCUUUGUCGUCGAGCGAUCGCAUUCGUCGACGAAGAGUGCGGAAACAUUCCCUCAGGAGAGACAGAUAUUUUUGAUUCCAAGAACUCGAGAGAGAAAGAAAGAGAGACAAAAAGAAAAUUAUCGGAGGUAUUAUCUUAUUGUUAGUUAAUGGCCAGUGUCGAGGAGCAUACGCGAUACGGCAAUGACUAAUGGUCGCGUCUAAAUGAGAGCUGCAAGCAAUUUCGAACCGUGCAUCGUCGUGAUAUAACGCUCGGCUAAUCGGUCGUGUUGACCCGCUGCACGAAUACAUACACGCGUCUCGUCACGUUACUCAUCGCACAUUAAUUGAUGUAAUAUACUACACGGACAGCGUGUGUUAUCGUGGCAUUCUCUUGUCCGAGGGGGUUCGUGUCUACAUCCCGAGGUCAUUUAUGGGGGCCAUUUCACAGAAGGAAAUAGCCAACAACAGAAUAGGCUGACUACACUUUUUACAAUGUACUUUUUAUCUACUUUGGAUGUAUUUGCCACAGUAGAUCUGACAAUUGUAUAAUGAAUCGUUCAAGAAAAGUCUUAAUUAAAUACUAAAAUUGAUGAAAAGGUGGAUCCUUAAACUGGUUCAAAAUGCGACAGUGUUGUUUAAACCACCCAGUCCUAUCAUGGCUUAUCUUUUUGAUUCUGUAUGCUACAUACAGUAGCGCAGAUAUUUUAGUAUUUUCUGCAGUGGCAAGACAUCAAAUUGAAGAGGAAUUUCGCGAUAUGCCUGCCAAGUUUGGAGGUAUAAUACCAUCGGAAGGAAUUAAGGGUAUGGCAAUUUAUGCCAAUCCUCCCAGUGCAUGCCAAAAGAUACAGGCUCCACCUAAUAUUACUGAUUACAAUGGUAAUUGGAUAGUUUUAAUACGACGUUACAACUGUAGUUUUGAGAUAAAAGUACGAAUGGCACAAGAAGCUGGAUACGAUGCUGUUAUUGUACAUAAUGUAAACAGCAAUGAAUUAGAACCAAUGUCAGCAAAGGACUCUGUAGGAAUUUUGAUACCGGCUGUGUUUGUUGGUGAUGUUACAGGAUUAAUUAUAAAAGAAAAUUAUUUAUACGACCAGUUAUAUUUUCUAUUGAUUAACGAUGAUCUACCGUUCAAUAUCAAUACACACUUACUCUUGCCCUUUGCUAUUGUUGUUGGAAUAUGUUUUUUAAUCAUUGUUAUUUUUAUGAUUGUUAGAUGCAUAAAAGAUAGAAGGCGACAACGCAGGCAUAGAUUACCUAGUUCUAGUUUAAAAAAGAUUCCUAUACAUAAGUAUACAAAGGGUGAUCCAUACGAGACAUGUGCUAUUUGUUUAGACGAUUAUGUGGAAGGAGAGAAGUUACGAGUUUUACCAUGCGCACAUGCUUAUCAUUCAAAAUGUAUUGACCCAUGGUUGACAAAAAAUCGAAGGGUUUGUCCUGUUUGCAAAAGGAAGGUUUUUGCGGCUGAUGAGCAGGUUGUGACCGAUGAGAGUGAUUCGGAUGCUGAUGACACAACGCCUCUCAUUCGCGAUGGUCAUCAAGGUACACAAGGAGGAACGUUCGUGCGACAGAGGGAGAAUCCUUUUAAUAGAGCCAGGAGAUCACAAACUAGGCAGGAUACUAAUAACUCUAGCGAUAGUAGCUCUGAUUCCGAACAGUCGUUUGCUACUACCGAAGAUAAUGUUUUUCCUGGAUCUAGUGAGCCAAUGAAUGCAGCUUGUGAUUUCCUGGUAUCCGAUAGCCAUAGCAUAAAUGGUGAACGACAAGAGUUAGAACGUUCGGGUAGCAGCACUAAUCCACAUACGGUAAGUUUGUACGCGGGCGCUGAAGAAUUCCCCGCAUCUAUUGUAGAAACCGCACCAUCGCGACGCGAGAUCGUGACAGAUCUCGCGACGUCAAAUCCCGAUUGUCAUAUCGAAAUUUCGCAUAAUACGACGGCGUUGGCCAAUAGUUCGCAGAACAGAAACGACGUCAUUACAUAAUGGCCUGAUGUAACUAUGUGAGACUAUCAUUAUAUGUUACGUCAGUUCGUUGGAAAGGGUUUUCUUAUUUUCCUUUGUUACGAAAGAACAUUGGUACAAUAUGGUGCACAGCGUUAUAGUAGAAGCGACGUAGAAUAAUAAGAACAGAUAAUCCAAAAAAGUAGUAUUUUUUAAUAUAGGCGAACUCUGUCAUACUUUUCUCAAAUAAUGAUAUUACUAUUUUGCUUUAUGCCAAAUAUUUUUUUGCCUUAAUGUUUCUAGUAUUUAUCUGGUGAAUUACGUAAUAUAUCACGUUUUCUUUCUUUUGCGACGAGUACCAUACGCAGUGACGUAUCAUGGAUCAAUAGCUCCAUAUUUUAUAUAUAACUGCGAAUCUUUUUUGAGGGAAAUAUUUUAUAUAUUUUAGAUUGAAUUUAUGCGAGACAUAUAAAAUCUUGUGUAUAAUGAACGAUCUGUUAUUUACAUUUAAGAGAGAUUAUAUGUUGCCUUAUUUUGCUUUAUUUCUUUUGAUCCUUAAUCAAAGUUGUUUCCAAGAAAUAUGGUAAGAUUGUGCUGGGCUGUAUGCAUGCGUGCAUGUGUGUGUAUGUGUGUGUCUGUGUGCGUGCGCGUGUGCAAAUUUCAAUUUAUCAUUUAAUAACAUUAUUUUGUAUAUUAAUUUAGCAACUAUAUACAUAUAUAUAUGGCCUACUUGAUUUUUGCGAUCCACGAGAUUAAAUUUAUUUCGCGUAUUUUUCUCGUCAUUUGGUUACCAAAAUAUAAGUAUGAUUUAUUAUAUACUUAUGAAUAAGUGAUUAUGUUAAUGGUGUUAAUGGCGUUAAGUGCGACGAACGCGCUGGUAAGACCGUAAAGGUGUAAAGUGAUGAGCGCAGCUCCGUUUCUAACAUUGGAUCUGUAAAUAUUAUCUGUUAAUAGAUACAUAUAACAGUCACAGAGACCAAAAA